AGCCGAAAGGAGAUUAGCCAAGUAGACUCAGAGACGCAGAGCUAACGCCUCCCCUGGACAGUAGCUAGACAGAAAACGGAAAGCCAAUAAAAGAGAGAGAGAGAGACAGACAAGGCGAAGGACGAGAGGAGCUGCUACAGUAUGGGGGAGAGCUACAUGUACCAGAAACUCCCCUACACCAGAGGAGAGGAGGAGGGGGAGGAUGAGGACGAAGAGGAGCGAGACGGGAGGAUCAGAGAAAGUGUCGGGGGACAAAUGAUGCAGUGUGAGGAGGGCACCGAGUGGCUGCUGGAGUUGCUGACAGAUGUGCAGCUGCAGCAGUACUUACUGCGGAUCCGUGAUGAGCUCAACGUCACACGACUAUCCCACUUCGACUACGUCAAGAAUGAAGACCUGGAGAAGAUCGGCAUGGGACGCCCAGGUCAGAGGAGGCUUUGGGAGGCAGUGAAGAGGAGAAGAGCCCUUUAUAAACGCAAGUCCUGGAUGAGCAAGGUGUUUCCAGUGAAACGUCCCGACACUGACCCCCAGCAGCCCGUCCCUCAGGGGGCGUCGUCCAGCGCGGCACCAGCCAGUAGCGAGCCGGGAGCCUCGCUCACCUGCCUGAUCAGAGAGUCGGAGCUGCAGCUGUUCGAGCGGCUGGGAGAUGGCACGUUCGGGGUGGUCCGGAGAGGAGAGUGGACCGGGCCCAACGGCAGAGUGUUGUCAGUGGCAGUGAAGUGUCUGAAGGCAGGCGUGCUGGAUUCAGACGGUCUGGAUGAUUUCAUCAGAGAGGUGAACGCCAUGCAUUCGCUGAGUCACCAGAACCUCAUCCGCCUGUACGGCAUCGUCCUCACACAGCCAAUGAAGAUGGUGGUUGAGCUGGCCCCUCUGGGUUCCCUGCUGGAUCGUCUGAGAAAGCGUCAGGGUCACAUCCUCAUCUCCUUUCUGUGCAACUACGCUGUGCAGGUGGCGUGCGGCAUGGCCUACCUGGAGCAGAGGCGUUUCCUCCACAGGGACCUGGCUGCACGUAACGUUCUGCUGUCCACCAAUGAAACAGUGAAGAUCGGAGACUUUGGCCUGAUGAGGGCGCUGCCAACACACGACCAAUACAUCAUGGAGGAGGGCCACAAAAUCCCUUUCCCGUGGUGUGCUCCAGAGUCUCUGAAGUCUCGCACUUUCUCCCACGCGUCUGACACCUGGAUGUUUGGGGUCACACUGUGGGAGAUGUUCACCCACGGACAGGAGCCGUGGCUGGGCCUUAAUGGGAGCCAGAUUCUCCACAAGGUGGACGUGGAGGCAGAGAGGCUGUGUAAACCAGACGACUGUCCUCAGGACAUUUACAACGUCAUGCUGCAGUGCUGGAGCCCCAAACCCGAGGACAGGCCGACCUUUGUCGCCCUCAGAGACUUCCUGCUCGAGACCAUGCCUACAGAUAUGAGAGCGCUGCAGGACUUUGAGGAGGAAGGCAAGCUCCAGAUUAAAAUGAACGACAUCAUCACCAUAAUAGAGGGGAGGGCAGAGCACUACUGGUGGCGAGGUCAGAACAGGGGGACGCUGCGUGUCGGCCAGUUCCCUCGUCACGUGGUGACGUCUGUCGCCGGUCUCUCCGCACACGACAUCAGCCAUCCGCUCAAACACUCCUUCAUCCACACUGGACACGGAGACACGGACCCUCACAGGAGCUGGGGACAUGCAGAUCGCAUCGACAGUCUGUAUUUGGGGAAUCCCAUGGACCCACCUGAUGUCCUUGGGAUAGACUCGGGCAUCUCGAGGCCGACCAAACUCCCCAACCGUGCCAAGAAGCAACCUCCUCCUCGUCCGCCUCAGCCGGCCGUUCUGCUGAAGAAGCCGUUCUACGACUCUGUGAUGGACGAUGACGAAGACGAUGACGACCUCAGUGCCUCGUCUGGGCUGAAGAGGCUGGGAGUGUCCCUGGGUCUGAAGCUCCGGCCGUGGGAGGGGUCCGGGAUGCGCACGGCCAAAAGCGAGGUGUCGCUCAUCGACUUCACCGAUGACAGCUUCAGCUCGACCACGCCCUCGCCGCUCACUGAGACGAGGCAGCCAGAUGAGGACACACUGAAGGACACUCCGUCCAUCCUGGACUGGCCCCUUCCUCAGCCAGCUUACGACGAGGUUACCGCGGAGCUCGAGGACCAAUCAGAGGACCAGGAGGUGCGGUCUAUCAACAAGGGAUUGACUGAAGAGACCGCGGUAACGCCCGGCGCCACCAUGGCAGGCAGGAGCGAGUCGCAGUCAGCUGACCUCUUCCAAGAACUGCAGAGAGAGGUGAUGGUGAAGCUGCAGGUUCCCAUGGCAACGGGCCGCUCCCUCCCCUCCUCCCCUCUCCCGUUGCCCCUGGCUCCUUUGGGCCCCCACCGACAGAUCUGUCUGCCUCCUCCUUCCCCUUCAUCCACCUCCACCUGCUCCUUCGCCUCCUGCUUUGAGGACCGCCCGGUGUUGCCUCCUCGCAGCCCCGUCCCCCCGCUGCGUCCCUCUAGGCACAAUCUCUCCACCCGCACCAACCACCCGCAGGCGCGCUCCAGCUCCAUCUCCCUGGGUGACCCGGAAGACACGCCUCCACAGAUCCCACCCAGAGACCACGCCUUCUCUCAGCCGGGCUCCCGCUCCUCCUCUCCCCUCCCACUGGUGCCGCCACUCUCUUCCUCCCCCGUGACCCUGCCCCCUCCUCCCCUCUCCGUCUCCCCACGCCGGGCGUCCGGACUCCUGGGUCCCCUUCUGUCCUCCAACUCGUCCACCUCCUCCCUGCCUCAAGUCACAUCGCAUUCCUCACGGCUCGCAGCUCGUGGUUCCUCCUACGCAUCCAGCUCGUUAGUGGAUCCUUUGGCCUACCGUGAGGGGCGUGGCCUUUCCUCACUGAUUGACAGCCCCCAGAGCUCUGCUCACCCGCUGCCUGAACGCCCAGCUUUUCUGGAAAGAUACGGCGCAGCCAACAUGGCGGCAGUCAAACCCAUGAUGCAGCAGCCCGGUGGAGCCAAACCAAACUCCUCCUACAACAACAACAACGGGCGAACUGCAGCUCCCAGCGUGCAACAGGAGCAGAGCAUCACACAGGUCCAAGGAGCAGUUCACGGUGUCACGCUGGAGGAGUGUCAGGCAGCUCUGCAGAGUCACAACUGGAGCAUCCCUCAGGCCAUAAAUCAUUUGAAGGUGGAGCAGUUGUUUUGUCUGGGUCUGCGGUCGAGAGCCGAGUGUGAGGAGCUUCUGCAGCGCUGCCGCUGGAACCUGGAGGAGGCCAGCACGCUCAUGCUGGACACAUACGGACCACAUCGAAGCAUGAAGUGACAGCAGGAGGACACGCUGAGCGUCAAUCGACUGUUGAAGAGCUCCUUUGGAUCAACACGUCCGUAAUGGAUGACUCACCACUCCAUGGACUCGAGACACAGUGAUGCUUUUUAAUGAAUUGAGGGACAUAAGGCAGUAUAUGUGCCUCACAAUGUACUGUGAAUAUAACUACCUGUGUCAUACACAUGCAUGGUCAUAUUAGCAAACAGCAGCGUGUUGAAUGAGUCACACCAUUUACUUGAACAAUUGCUAUUUAUGCUUUUGUAUUAUUAUAUUAAUGUUGGGAAUUUAUGUUUCUGGGUCUGCUGUGAAUGCAUGCAUGUUCAGGUGUGUGAGUGUGUGUGUGUGUGUUCAUAAGCUUUUACAUUUAUUUACAAACACUGUAAAUGCCCAUGCCUUUUUGCUGUUAUUGAAAAGAUAUAAAAUCAGGGAAAUGUCUGCUGACGUAAUAGCUGUACUUGUAUGUUUUUAUGAAGAUGUACAGAUAAGAUUUGUGUGUGUAUAUAGCACUUUAAUGAGUGUGUCGACACACAAGCGGAUAUUUUUUAACUGCUGGUCAGAAGAUGAUAGACGACUUAUCUAGUCGGUGAAGUGAAUAAGAUACUGAAAUGGACUGAUAGCAAAUUAAGUAUUAUCAAUGUAUCAUUUGUGUUUCAAACAAAGCUUUUCUAGGCUUUAUAAAGGCUUUUAUUGUGAAAUGGUUAAUGGAUUGACAUUUAUAGUUCAGGUUUUCUUGCCAAAACAAAAUUGUGAAGAGAUCUACCAUUUCCUCAUGAAUACAGGGUAUUAGGCACUGAGUUGAACCUCUGAAAAUAAGAUAUUUAAUGGACCUAAAAUGGAUGUGUAGUAUUUCUUCCUAUAACAAUUACCGCUGCAUGAUAAUCAUAAACACAUGCUGAAGCCUUUGCUGUCAUUCAGUGUGUGCUUGUGUGCUUAGCGCUGCAGCUAGUGGUUCUAGAGAACUUGAUAGUGUGUAUGUUGGCGCAUAGAUGCAUAAAAGUUAUAAGCAGCUGAACGAAUAUAUAAAGACAAAACAAAAUGUUCAUUCUUGCAGCUACUGUGCAUGAUAAGGGGCUUCAGUUAAAGGUUGCUCUCUUGUCCGAGAUACAAUUUAGACAACAUUUUUAAAAGUGAGCAAAUUUCUGUACAAACAUUGUGGGCAAAAAAAUGGGAUUAUUUUCCUAUAUUUUUUCUAGUGCGUGAUCUUUCAGUUUGAGUGCAUGACUUAUUGAUUUCACAUUGUUAUGCUUCCCUUAAAACCCUGCCCUCGCACUCAAACAGACCCUGCUUGCGCUUAGAUUUGCUCUUCUCAAACCAUUUGCUUGCACUCAGAUAUGUUGUUCUUGCACAGAUUUCCUGUGCACCAGCUUCAGCUCUUCUCCUCGCGCUCAGGCUGUUUCUGUGUGCUUGUGAAACAUUUACUCUCAGAUUUCUACUCCGCUCUAGGACUGUUUGUGCAAUAACCCAGUCAAAAUCCCUCAGUAAAAGGCCAGGUGUAUUUUUGACCAGUGAAAUGAUCCCUGCCUCGUUGCUGGCAUGUUUGCUUUACAUCCUAGAGCGUCCCAUACGGGGCAGUUGCUUUCUUUACAACCUUUGCAGUACAAGCAUGGGUAUUACGUUGCUUGGCCAACCUGAAUCCCAUUUUAUUCCACAGCGGACCUUUAGUAGCAACCUGACAUCUGAGCUGGGCCAACAUGGCUCCUAUCCCUAUUUUCUAAUCCAAAAUCCGGCUUUCUUUUCCAAUGAUAUUUCUGUCAAAGGUAGCACAUAUUUAGGCAAUAAAGCAGGAAAAAACAGAUUAAAAACAAAAGUGUAGCGAUGUUUAAAGGAGCUGCCGGCUGCUUCAUCUACAUGCGCUGCCGGUAGUUUUACAAAAUCUAAACGUGAAAUCAAAAACUUAUGCUCUCAAAUUUGAAAGACCAAGUCCUUGAAUAAAUAAUCCCAUACAAAAAUGUUUUAAAAACACGUUAUUAUGUGUGUGGGUGUGUGUGAAAAAAUCCUCUCUCAUUCUCAGCUGUAAGCUCUUGUAGUCACGCCGCUGUAUGUGAUGUUGACUGCAUUAUACUGUAACAUUAGAGCAGCUUAUUAAUGAAACAUGCAAAUAUGGCCUCCACUGUUUUAUAAUAAAGUAAAAUUUGAGUAAUUCUCUUUUACAAACCAUAAAUGUAUUGAACAGCCAA
This is a messenger RNA of Micropterus salmoides (largemouth bass), 5462 nucleotides long. It is a transcript of the gene tnk2a, whose product is annotated as tyrosine kinase, non-receptor, 2a. Gene Ontology annotation, molecular function: protein binding; protein tyrosine kinase activity; protein serine/threonine/tyrosine kinase activity. Lineage: Eukaryota; Metazoa; Chordata; Actinopteri; Centrarchiformes; Centrarchidae. Gene Ontology annotation, biological process: protein phosphorylation; signal transduction. The record is from RefSeq and is a predicted model, not a curated record.